Rhizoctonia solani is the source of this 2643-nucleotide messenger RNA. RefSeq names its product kinesin light chain. Gene Ontology annotation, biological process: protein phosphorylation. NCBI's taxonomy places the organism in Eukaryota, Fungi, Basidiomycota, Agaricomycetes, Cantharellales, Ceratobasidiaceae. The record is from RefSeq and is a predicted model, not a curated record. The coding region runs from base 1 to 2643 and encodes 880 amino acids. The transcript has 11 exons. Gene Ontology annotation, molecular function: protein kinase activity; ATP binding; protein binding.
AUGGCGAGUAUGAGAAGCAGUGUAGAAGCACUCCGAAAGCAACGGCGCUGGACUGAUAUGGCAGAACUUCAAACCAAAAUGCUUCGCUCGAACGAGCAAACUCUUGGUAACGAGCACCCAGAUACCCUGGCCUUGAUGCAUGACUUGGCCAUAACAUACAGCAAUGGAAAAAACCCAAGGAAUGCUGCACAAAUAUUUCAGCCCCUUUACAAUACUCGCCGGAAGCUGCUAGGGCCCGAGCACAAGACAACGCUCACGACAAUGCAUUAUCUGGCAGCCACAUACACAGAUCUUGGUAGACUCAACGAAGCCCAAGCUCUGCAUAGAGAGUUGCUUCUGAUCCGAAGGCGGCUUCUUGGAAACGACAAUGUCGAGACCCUUCGUACCAUGCAGUAUCUUGCGGUCACUUGCGGGAAUAUGGGUCAAUUGACUCAUGCUAGAGAUUUAUACGAGGAAAUGUUACCUAUCCGCCGUCGUAAACUAGGCGAGGAGCACGAUGCAACAGUACUGGUGAUGAGUAAUCUUGCAGUGACUUACACGGAUUUGCGGCAGUUUAUCGAGGCGGAAGCCUUGCAUCGAGAAGUGUUGACAAUACGGAGGCGUUUGAAAGGAGAAGAAAAUACUGAAACUAUCCAAACAAUGCACUACCUUGCAGUGACUUAUGGGGGAAUGGGAAGACUGGCAGACUCUGCAGAAUGGCAUGCAAGGGUUCUGCCUUUGCGGAAACGCUUACUAGGACCCGAUAAUACCACAACAGUAGUUACAAUGGCCCACCUGGCAACAGCAUACACAGAUCUGGGACGGUUCCAUGAAGCCGAGGAUUUGCAUGUUCAACUUAUGCGAAUCCGAAAACACAAGAAUGGUAUAGAGCAUAAAGAUACCCUUCAAACGGCAUAUUAUCUUAUUCAUGUCUAUGUUGGUCUCAAGAAGUCGCGGGAGGCCGAAACACUACUCCUGGAAAUGCUACCUAUAUUCGACCGAGUACACGGGAAGACCCACGCACACUCUUUGACGGGCCUAAGCCACCUUGCAUCAAUUUACGAGCAAUCAGGGCAUUGGAACGACGCUGAGCGCUACGAAAAAGAGCUAUUUGAGCGCCGAAAGCAGUUCCAUGGGGAGACUCAUCCCGAUACAUUGGCAUCCAUGAAGUCUCUUUCAAUAAUUUAUCAGAAUCAACGGCGAUGGGGAGAAGUUGAUUUAAUUGAAGAAGCAAUAACGAGUUUGAACCCUGGUCUUUCUGGUUCCGCUGCUCAAACGCUUUGGUACACAGCGCCUACAACUCUCCCAAUUUCAUAUGGCCGACUUGGCACAACACCGGAGCCCAUUAGUCCCACCCAAAGUAUUGAGACAGUAACUCUGUCGAAAUUCCUGGGCUCAGAUCAACCUGAAUCCAUCGCUUCUUUAGAGAUAGACGCCAUUUCCCUAGUAGAGCAGGAACGAUGGGCUGAGGCAGAAUCAGCUCUUGCCAAUGUUUUAGUACGACGCCGUCGAGUUCAAGGUGACGGGCAUCCGUUUACCAUCCGCACAGCUUCAAAUCUGGCCUCAUUAUAUCAAAGCCAAUCAAAAUACGAUGAAGCGGUCAACGUGCUUCAAACAGCGCUGACCCGACUAGGUCAAAGCCCGGGUGCUGCUAGCGAGGAUUCCCGAGCUGAAAUCGAUAGCCGGCUGUCUGCCUUACGCAAAGGACAGAAAAUAUUAUUAGAAACUCCUCAGAUCCCUGGAGCAGUGCAACAUCAAAAACGCCUUUUGAUUACAUCUGCUGUGACUUCCGAGGAUAUUUUAGCAUAUCUCACGAAUAUACGUUGCCCAGAUUUAACCCAGAGUCUUGACGAAGCAAGCUGUGGCGGCCCAAUUCAAGACGGGGGGUUCGGUGAAAUCUGUCAAGGGAGGUUAAAUGACGGAAGAGUCGUGGCCCUCAAGUCUCUUCGCGAGAUCAAUCGUAAGAGACUCAAGUAUUUAGCUAGAGAACUAUACUCUUGGUCAAAAACCGAGCACGAUAAUGUGCUGGAGUUAUUCGGAUUGGCUUACCUUCGAGGAGGUAUCGUCAUGGUCUCUCCAUGGAUGGAGUUUGGUAAUCUACGGGACUACCUGAAACAAAAUCGAAGCGCCAAUCGCCUAUCGAUGAUGGUCCAAAUUACGGAAGGAAUCGAUUAUCUUCACAAUAUACCCAUGAUUCAUGGUGAUAUCAAAGCCGCCAACAUAUUCGUAUCUAAAGAAGGGAUUGCAAAGAUUGGUGACUUUGGAACCUCGACUUUCCAAGGGGAACAAAGUGUAGGGUUUUCCUCGACUUCUAAUCCAAAUCUAGUAGGAACUAUGCGAUGGAUGGCACCAGAAAUGUUUCACUCAAAUAGUGCACACACCCGUGAGGCAGAUAUAUAUGCUCUGGGAAUGACAGCGCUUGAAAUCUUCACUGGCAAAGCACCCUUUUCGGAGUACGACCAUGAUAUUCAGGUUAUUAGGGCAGUGGCAUUAGGGACAAAACCUACCUGCCCACCAGAGCUUAUCCGGCAACCCAAGUUAUGGACCCUCCUCAACAAGUGUUGGGACCUAGUUCCUCACGAGCGGCCAACAGCUAAACAUAUACUAAGUGAAGUAUUGGAAUUUACAGGAGAUCAUAACGUCGACUCUUGGACUUUGGUCUGA